AUGCCCCUCAAGAAACAGGCUCAGGCCGGGGGCAGCAAAAAGGUGGAGCAGAAAAAGAAGGAGAAGAUUAUCGAGGACAAAACUUUUGGUCUAAAGAAUAAGAAAGGAGCAAAGCAACAGAAGUUUAUCAAGGCUGUCACUCAUCAAGUUAAAUCUGGUCAACAAAAUCCACUUCAGGUAGCACAAAGUGAAGCUGAAAAGAAGUUGAAGAAAGAUGACAAGAAGAAGGAAUUGCAAGAGCUAAAUGAGUUGUUCAAACCUGUAGUUGCCGCUCAAAAAAUAAGUAAAGGUUCAGAUCCUAAAUCCAUGGUAUGUGCAUUCUUCAAGCAAGGACAGUGUACUAAAGGAGGUAAGUGUAAGUUCUCUCAUGACUUGACUCUGGAGACAAAAUGUGAAAGGCGAAGUGUUUACAUUGAUGCAAGAGAUGAAGAGCUUGAUAAAGAUACUACGGAUAAUUGGCAUGAGAAAAAACUGGAAGAAGUAGUAAAGAAGAAGCACGGUAAGGUGGAAGAGAAAAAAACAAAAACUCAAAUAGUGUGCAAGCAUUUCCGUGAAGCUAUUGAAAACAACAAAUAUGGCUGGUUUGGGGUAUGCCCUAACGGGGGUAAUAUUUGCAUGUAUCGUCAUGCACUUUCUCCUGGGUUUGUCUUUAAAAAAGAAAAAGAAGAAAAAGAAGAUGAAAUUUCAUUAGAAGAUCGAAUUGAAAGAGAACAUUCUGCCGUAGGUCCAAAUGUUACCAAAGUCACAUUAGAAUCUUUUCUUGCAUGGAAGAAGAGAAAAAGACAAGAAAAGAUUGAUAAACUUGAGCAAGAAGAAAGAAGGAAAGCAGACUUCAAAGCAGGGAAAGCAUUAGUGAUUAGUGGUUGUGAGGUGUUUGAAUUUCGUCCUGAACUGGUUGAUGAUGAGGAGGAGGAAGCAGAUGAUACCUGUUAUACCCAGGGAACAGGUGGUGAUGAGGUUGAUGAUUCAGUGAGCAUAAAUGACAUAGAUUUAAGCCUGUACAUCCCAAGAGAUGUAGAUGAGACAGGUAUUACUGUAGCCAGUCUUGAAAGAUUUAGCACAUGUACUUCAGAAAAGGAUGAAAACAAAUUAAGUGAAGCUUCUGGAGGUAGGGCUGAAAAUGGUGAAAGAAGUGAUUUGGAAAAGGACAACGAAAGGGAAGGACAGGAAACUGGAGCCAUUGAUUAUGUUUCUGUUGAUGAAAAUCUUCUUACUGGGGAAGAUUUGGAUGAACUAGAAGAAGAAUUAAACACACUUGAUUUAGAAGAAUGA
This is a messenger RNA of Physeter macrocephalus (sperm whale), 1272 nucleotides long. RefSeq names its product zinc finger CCCH domain-containing protein 15-like. Lineage: Eukaryota; Metazoa; Chordata; Mammalia; Artiodactyla; Physeteridae. Gene Ontology annotation, molecular function: metal ion binding; mRNA binding. Gene Ontology annotation, biological process: cytoplasmic translation. Gene Ontology annotation, cellular component: cytosol. The record is from RefSeq and is a predicted model, not a curated record.